UUUUAUAUCCGGAUUCUCCAAGCAAUUCUGAGUUCCACGGUUCCCGACGCUGUCGGCACAUGCGCGACGGCCCUGCUCCCUCUUCCUCCUCCUCCAGUGGCUUCCACCGUCCGGGCAGCCACCGCCACCGCCGCCCAGGAGUCAGGAAGUUCAAGAUGGCCGCCGCGGAGGCUCAGUCGCUGCGGGAACAGCCAGAGAUGGAAGAUGCUGAUAAUUCUGAAAAGAGUGUAAAUGAAGAAAAUGGAGAAGUAUCAGAAGACCAAUCUCAAAAUAAGCACAGUCGUCACAAAAAAAAGAAGCAUAAACACAGAAGUAAACAUAAGAAACAUAAACAUUCUUCAGAAGAAGACAAGGAUAAAAAACAUAAACAUAAGCAUAAACAUAAGAAACACAAAAGAAAAGAGGUUAUUGAUGCUUCUGACAAAGAAGGUAUGUCUCCAGCAAAAAGAACUAAACUUGAUGAUUUAGCUUUGCUGGAAGACUUGGAGAAACAGAGGGCCUUGAUUAAAGCUGAACUUGAUAAUGAGUUAAUGGAAGGAAAGGUCCAGUCUGGCAUGGGGCUCAUAUUACAAGGCUAUGAGUCUGGCUCUGAAGAGGAGGGGGAGAUUCAUGAAAAGGCACGAAAUGGAAAUAGGUCUAGUACUAGAUCUUCAAGUACGAAGGGGAAACUUGAACUUAUGGACAAUAAAAAUAGUACAAAAAAACGAAGUAAAAGCAGAUCCAAAGAACGGACUAGACAUAGGUCUGAUAAAAAGAAAAGUAAGGGAGGUGUGGAAAUAGUUAAAGAGAAGGCGACGAGGAGCAAGUCAAAGGAGAGGAAGAAGUCCAAAAGUCCCUCCAAACGAAGCAAGUCUCAAGAUCAGGCAAGAAAGUCCAAGUCUCCUACCCUCAGAAGGCGCUCUCAAGAGAAGAUUGGGAAGGCCAGAUCUCCUGCCGAUGACAAGGUGAAAAUUGAAGAUAAAAGUAAGUCAAAAGAUAGGAAAAAAUCCCCAAUUAUAAAUGAAAGUAGAAGUCGUGAUCGAGGCAAAAAAUCUAGAUCCCCAAUUGACUUGAGAGGUAAAUCCAAAGACAGAAGGUCACGGUCCAAAGAGAGAAAAUCGAAAAGGUCUGAAACUGAUAAAGAGAAGAAGCCAAUUAAAUCUCCCUCUAAAGAUGCUUCCUCUGGGAAAGAAAAUAGGUCACCCAGUAGAAGACCUGGUCGUAGUCCCAAAAGAAGAAGUUUGUCUCCGAAACAACGUGAUAAGUCAAGAAGAAGUCGAUCUCCACUCUUAAACGAUAGAAGGUCUAAGCAAAGCAAGUCACCUUCUCGAACUCUGUCUCCUGGUAGGAGAGCCAAGAGCCGAUCCUUGGAAAGAAAACGCAGGGAGCCUGAACGGAGACGCCUUUCUUCGCCAAGAACACGACCUCGAGAUGACAUCCUCAGUAGGCGGGAAAGGUCAAAAGAUGUCAGCCCAAUCAGUAGGUGGUCUCCAGCCCGAAGAAGAGCCAGUAGAUCUCCUGUUAGGAGGAGGUCCCGCUCCCCCCUCAGACGGAGCCGAUCUCCCAGAAGAAGAAGCCGGUCUCCUCGGAGAAGGGACAGAGGUCGAAGGAGCAGAUCACGCCUGAGAAGGCGGUCUCGGUCACGGGGUGGUCGUAGACGUAGAAGCAGAAGCAAAGUAAAGGAAGAUAAAUUUAAAGGAAGUCUUUCUGAAGGAAUGAAAGUUGAGCAGGAAUCUUCAUCUGAUGAUAACCUUGAAGACUUCGAUGUUGAGGAGGAAGAUGAAGAAGCCUUGAUAGAACAGAGAAGAAUACAAAGGCAGGCCAUUGUUCAGAAAUACAAAUACCUUGCUGAGGACAGCAACAUGUCCGCGCCGUCUGAGCCCAGCAGCCCCCAGAGCAGCACCCGUACCCGCUCUCCCUCCCCGGAGGACGUCCUGGAACGCGUCGCUGCCGACGUCAAGGAGUAUGAACGGGAGAACGUUGAUACGUUUGAGGCCUCAGUCAAGGCCAAGCAUAAUCUCAUGACAGUCGAACAGAAUAAUGGUUCAUCUCAGAAGAAGCUGUUGGCGCCCGACAUGUUCACAGAAUCUGAUGAUAUGUUUGCUGCGUAUUUUGACAGUGCGCGUCUGCGGGCUGCUGGCAUUGGAAAAGAUUUCAAAGAGAAUCCCAACCUCAGGGAUAACUGGACUGAUGCAGAAGGCUAUUAUCGUGUGAACAUAGGUGAAGUCCUGGAUAAGCGUUAUAACGUGUAUGGCUACACGGGUCAAGGCGUGUUCAGUAACGUGGUCCGAGCCAGGGAUAAUGCGAGGGCCAACCAGGAGGUGGCCGUGAAGAUCAUUCGGAACAACGAGCUCAUGCAAAAAACUGGUUUAAAAGAACUAGAAUUCUUGAAAAAAUUGAACGAUGCUGAUCCUGAUGACAAAUUUCAUUGUUUGCGACUCUUCAGACACUUUUAUCACAAACAGCAUCUCUGCCUUGUGUUUGAGCCUCUGAGUAUGAAUUUACGAGAGGUGUUAAAAAAAUAUGGUAAGGAUGUUGGCCUUCAUAUUAAGGCUGUACGAUCCUAUAGUCAGCAGUUGUUCUUGGCACUAAAACUCCUUAAAAGAUGCAAUAUCCUCCAUGCAGAUAUCAAGCCAGACAACAUCUUGGUUAAUGAAUCAAAAACUAUUCUAAAGCUCUGCGACUUCGGGUCGGCUUCACAUGUGGCGGAUAAUGACAUAACACCUUACCUUGUCAGUAGAUUUUAUCGCGCCCCCGAAAUCAUUAUAGGUAAAAGCUAUGACUAUGGUAUAGAUAUGUGGUCCGUAGGCUGCACCUUGUAUGAACUCUACACUGGAAAGAUUUUAUUUCCUGGCAAAACCAAUAACCAUAUGUUGAAGCUCGCCAUGGAUCUCAAAGGAAAGAUGCCAAAUAAGAUGAUUCGGAAAGGCGUAUUUAAAGACCAACAUUUUGAUCAAAACCUCAACUUCAUGUACAUAGAAGUUGAUAAAGUAACAGAGAGGGAGAAAGUUACUGUCAUGAGCACCAUUAAUCCAACUAAGGACCUGUUGGCUGACUUGAUUGGGUGCCAGCGACUUCCUGAAGACCAGCGUAAAAAAGUGCACCAGCUGAAGGACUUGUUGGACCAGAUCCUAAUGUUGGACCCAGCUAAACGGAUUAGCAUCAACCAGGCCCUACAGCAUGCCUUCAUCCAGGAGAAGAUUUAAGCGAGAUGAAGAAGCCCCAAGGGUUUGAGUAAUUAAAUACAAAGACUGAAGAAAUUUCACAGCAGUUUAUUAAUGUAUAUAAACUUAUAAAUAUUUCUCCUGCAAAUUUGAGGAAGCAUGAUAUAUUUGAAUUAACACCAAGGGUGAUAUUUCUUUUAGAAAUGUUAGUUAAUCUGUUUUGUGUCUUAUGUGAAAUUUCACUGUAGAAAUGUUUUAAUUGCCAAGACUGCACAGAAUUACAGUGCUAAUGUAAAUGGUUGCAGUUCACAUAAAAGACAGAAGCAUCUGUUAUAAAGCAAGCAGUAAUACUGGGUGGUUGAUUUAUUUUUAGCAAACUUGGCUUCGUUUUGGUCUCCAGGUAAAAAGGCCAGCGUAAAUGCUGUUUAUAUUCACGUUUUCCUAGGUGUGUGUGUGCAGGCCACAGCAGCAUGCCCUGGGUAGUCAGUGCCGAAGGGGCCUGUUCCUUCUUGAGCCUGCCUGCAGGGAUGGUCUCCUCUUUUAAAGCAGGUUGUGUACAACAUUCAGUACACUGAAGGUAAGCUAAACCAUCAACAUCACUGGUGUUUUAAGAUGUUAUUUUAUUGGAACAAUUGACAAAUGAGGGAUAUUAGCUUUGUGGCAGAAUUCCCUGCAUGUGUGAUAACUGAUCUUGUUUUAUUUUUUGGCAUUGCAACUGUGGCAUAGUUACAAUUUCUGUUCUGUUCAUCACAUUUAAAAUUUGAAGAGUAUGCGCUUGAUGGAUAGAGCGCCUUCAGUGUACUGUUUCUUAUUAACUUUAAUUUUUUUUAAAUCAACUUGCUAUAGACUUUAUAUACAUUUUGUUUAAAUACAGUUCUUAGUGACAUAGAAACAAUGCGUAGUUUUCAUUUACUAAUAACAGAUGUUGAGGCCUAAUUCUGGAAGUCCUCAUAUUUAAAAGUUAGAUAGACAACAUAGUGAAAUUUUUAACUAUUUGUAUGUCAUUUUGAAAGUGUACUGCUUUAUGGUAAAAGUGUUUUUCAUUUGUUCAUUGUUUUCAUUAUUUGUGAUCAUGUUGUCUUUCAAUACAGGCAUAAACCUUCCACUCUUGAACAAAGCAGCUGCUUUUUAAAAGCGGUAAUUGCUUCUUUACCUUUUAUUUCUUUUGUAAAUGAAGCUUUUCUUUAAGGAUGUGACUUUAAAGUGUUGUCUAUUGCAUAAAACAGUUGACACUCACUUAUUGUAAAGUGAAGAUUGUUCUACUGCAUGUGACGGUGGACCAUGCAGAUUUCUGUAUGUUCUCAGUAUGCAUCACUAGGUAAUAAAGUCUUUUGUGAACAAGGCAUUUGUAGCCAUUUUUAAAAGUUUUUGUCUUCAGUGCUGGUAAGUCAGGUAAACGAUAUAGAGUUAAAAGCAACCUUGCGUUUCUUCCUUUAAGUCUUUAACUGAAAGAAUUAUUUGUUAAAGAUGUAAACCUAGCCAGAAGUUUAUCAUUUUAUUAAUAAUUAGGAUCCUAAUUAUUUCAUCAAAAAAUUCUACCAGUAUUGUCAGCUUUCAGUGUAGUGAGGUAAUUCCUGUAGGUUAUGGGGUAUAAUUCAGGAUUUAACUAAUGUUUCUGCUAUUUUCUCACUUUUCCUUCUGAUGGUGCGGAAAGAGAAAAAGGAAAACGGGGCACAGGCCACUCACCGCCUUCUCCAAGGGGUCUGAUUUGCUGAGACACCAGCUUCACCUUCUUAACAAGGUGCAGCUCAGUGGAAGAUGAUGACACCAGAAGACAUGAGCUAAGGGUAAGGGACUGUUCUUCUGAAGAAUCUUUCCAUUUAGUGAUCAAGAUAUGGAAGCUCAUCUCUGAAAAUACUUGACAUGUAUCCUAAUUAUUCCCAGUGUCAUUUGAAUUGUAAGUUGCAUUUCAGCAGCAAUGUUCCCAGUUGACUUAUUAGGAAAAUGUAAUAAAAUGUGCCUCUUGUUACCA
Molecule: messenger RNA, 5115 nt
Organism: Lagenorhynchus albirostris (white-beaked dolphin)
Lineage: Eukaryota; Metazoa; Chordata; Mammalia; Artiodactyla; Delphinidae
Gene: PRP4K
Product: pre-mRNA processing factor 4B
Exons: 17
Coding region: 60-3185 (1041 amino acids)
Biological process (GO): mRNA cis splicing, via spliceosome; peptidyl-threonine phosphorylation; peptidyl-serine phosphorylation
Molecular function (GO): ATP binding; protein serine/threonine kinase activity
Source: RefSeq, a predicted model, not a curated record